Molecule: messenger RNA, 2159 nt
Organism: Drosophila busckii
Lineage: Eukaryota; Metazoa; Arthropoda; Insecta; Diptera; Drosophilidae
Gene: Cpsf73
Product: cleavage and polyadenylation specificity factor 73
Exons: 5
Coding region: 81-2141 (686 amino acids)
Biological process (GO): mRNA 3'-end processing by stem-loop binding and cleavage
Cellular component (GO): mRNA cleavage and polyadenylation specificity factor complex
Molecular function (GO): 5'-3' exonuclease activity; RNA binding; RNA endonuclease activity
Source: RefSeq, a predicted model, not a curated record
CCCUGGCUCAAAUUGCGACAAGCAUUAAUGUGUUUACAACGUUUAAAAUAAAAAAAUAAUAGUUUAUAGCUCUAUGUACAAUGUCACAGGCACAAUCGAAUAAUGAUGCACGUGUGCCGGACGAGGAGAGUGAUCUGUUGCAGAUCAAGCCACUCGGUGCCGGUCAGGAAGUGGGACGCUCAUGUAUCAUGCUGGAAUUCAAAGGCAAGAAGAUAAUGCUGGAUUGUGGCAUACAUCCGGGUUUGUCUGGCAUGGAUGCGCUGCCCUAUGUGGAUUUAAUAGAAGCCGAUGAAAUCGAUUUGUUAUUUAUAACACAUUUUCAUUUGGACCACUGUGGCGCCUUGCCUUGGUUUCUGAUGAAGACUAGUUUUCGCGGGCGUUGCUUUAUGACACAUGCUACCAAAGCUAUAUAUCGCUGGAUGUUGUCGGAUUACAUUAAAAUCAGCAAUAUAUCAACAGAGCAAAUGUUGUACACGGAAGCGGACCUCGAAGCCUCCAUGGAAAAGAUAGAGACAAUUAAUUUCCAUGAGGAGCGCGAUGUUAUGGGCGUGCGCUUUUGCGCCUACAAUGCUGGACACGUGCUGGGUGCUGCCAUGUUUAUGAUAGAAAUUGCAGGCAUUAAAAUAUUGUACACAGGCGACUUCUCACGCCAAGAGGAUAGACAUUUAAUGGCAGCCGAGGUACCGCCCAAAAAACCCGAUGUACUUAUCACCGAGUCUACCUACGGCACACACAUUCAUGAAAAGCGCGAGGAUCGUGAGACUCGUUUUACAUCUCUAGUUCAAAAGAUUGUUAUGCAGGGCGGGCGUGUGCUCAUACCCGUGUUCGCGUUGGGCCGUGCCCAGGAGCUUUUACUUAUACUGGAUGAGUUCUGGUCACAGAAUCCUGAUCUGCAUGAAAUACCCAUCUACUAUGCUUCCUCGUUGGCCAAGAAGUGCAUGGCUGUCUAUCAGACCUACAUUAAUGCCAUGAAUGAUCGCAUUAGACGCCAGAUUGCAGUCAAUAAUCCUUUUGUGUUUCGUCAUAUAUCCAAUUUGAAGGGCAUUGAUCACUUUGAUGAUAUCGGUCCUUGCGUCAUUAUGGCUUCACCUGGUAUGCUGCAGUCGGGAUUGUCGCGUGAGCUGUUCGAAAGCUGGUGCACAGAUCCUAAGAACGGCGUCAUUAUAGCUGGUUAUUGUGUUGAGGGUACCUUGGCUAAAACUAUCUUAUCUGAGCCGGAGGAGAUUACAACGCUCUCGGGACAAAAGCUACCCCUUAACAUGUCCGUAGACUAUAUAUCCUUCUCAGCGCAUACGGAUUACCAGCAGACCAGCGAAUUUAUACGCAUGCUGCGGCCCAAUCAUGUGGUGCUUGUGCAUGGCGAACAGAACGAAAUGUCGCGUCUGAAGCUGGCGCUGCAGCGUGAAUAUGAAGCGGACGCCAGCACCGAUAUUAAAUUCUAUAAUCCACGUAAUACACACGCAGUGGAUCUCUAUUUUCGUGGUGAGAAAACGGCAAAGGUAAUGGGCAAUCUGGCGGCCAAGAAACCAGAAGUGGGCGGUAAGCUCUCUGGUGUGCUGGUCAAGCGCGACUUUAAGUAUCAUUUGCUGGCGCCUUCGGAUCUAGGCAAAUACACGGACAUGAGCAUGUCGGUGGUAACGCAACGUCAGUCCAUACCCUGGACCAGCUCGUUGGCAACAUUGCAGCUGCUUUUGGAUCGUAUUGGCGCUGGCUGCGUUGAGGUUGUGGAUCCGGAGCGCAAGCUACGCGUCUUCAACUGCGUAGAGCUUACAGUGGAGCAAAAAAUUAUCGUCAUGGAAUGGCAGGCAACGCAUGUUAAUGAUGUCUAUGCUGAUGCUGUCUUGGCGUGUCUCAUGCAAUCCGAGCUGGGCGGCACUAAUAUCAAGGGCGCUGCCAAGCAAACCAAGUCGGAGGAGUCACGCUUUCGCGAAUGCCUCAUGGAGACGCUGCAAGAUACCUUUGGCGAGAGCUGUGUGCCCAAGCUGUUCAAGGGUGAUGUCCUGCCCGUGACUGUUAGUGGCAAGCAUGCCGAAAUCAAUCUUGAAACUCUGGCUGUCGUUUGCUCUGAGGAUGAGGCACUGCGUCAAAUGCUUAACACUACUGUACAAAAGUUGCAUCAGAUCUUGGUAUCAACCUAUUAAAUAAAUAUAAAUUCCAAU